Molecule: messenger RNA, 525 nt
Organism: Lemur catta (Ring-tailed lemur)
Lineage: Eukaryota; Metazoa; Chordata; Mammalia; Primates; Lemuridae
Product: 40S ribosomal protein S25-like
Exons: 1
Coding region: 35-403 (122 amino acids)
Cellular component (GO): cytosolic small ribosomal subunit
Molecular function (GO): structural constituent of ribosome
Source: RefSeq, a predicted model, not a curated record
CUGCUGCAGUUGCGGCGCUUCUCCAACCUUCGCAAUGACGCCCAAGGAGGACAAGAAGAAGAAGGAUGCCAGAAAGUCGGCCAAGAAAGACAAAGACCUAGUGAACAAAUCUGGGGGCAAGGCCAAAAAGAAGAAGUGGUCCAAAGGCAAAGUUCGAGACAAGCUCAACCAUUUAGUCUUUUUUGACAAAGCUACGUAUGACAAGCUCUGUAAGGAAGUUCCCAACUAUAAGCUUAUAACCCCAGCUGUGGUCUCUGAGAGACUGAAGAUUCGAGGUUCCCUGGCCAGGGCAGCCCUUCAGGAGCUCCUUAGUAAAGGACUUAUCAAGCUGGUUUCAAAGCACAGAGCUCAGGUAAAUUUACACCAGAAAUACCAAGGGUGGAGAUGCCCCAGCUGCUGGUGAAGAUGCGUGAACAGCUCAAACAAACUGUAUAUUUGGAAAAAUAAAACUUUAUUAAAUCAAAAAAAAAAAAGAAAAGAAACUGGCUGAGAAAGGAGUGGGGGGGGGGAGGUAAACUGAUAAGG